Emys orbicularis (European pond turtle) is the source of this 2511-nucleotide messenger RNA. RefSeq names its product BEN domain containing 3 (gene BEND3). The transcript is spliced from 3 exons. Gene Ontology annotation, cellular component: heterochromatin. The record is from RefSeq and is a predicted model, not a curated record. Lineage: Eukaryota; Metazoa; Chordata; Testudines; Emydidae. Gene Ontology annotation, biological process: rDNA heterochromatin formation; negative regulation of transcription by RNA polymerase II. Gene Ontology annotation, molecular function: rDNA binding. The coding region runs from base 1 to 2511 and encodes 836 amino acids.
AUGAACUCAGCUGAAUUCAAUGAUGAUGAUGAAGUUAAAAUUAUAAAAAAUAAUCUUGUGAAAGUAGAAACAGAAAAUGAAGAUGAAGCACUAGACUGCUCCGUGACAUCCAGAUCUCCUGAGAAACACUCACUGGAUGGCUCAGUUACUUGCCUACAGGAUUCUAACAAACGGAAACAGACCUCACUUGGUUGUGAUGGUUCAGGGAGCCAGCAAGAGGUUUUACCCAGUGUGAAGAAAAGACGCUUUACUCAAGAGGGCCUCGUUUCAAACAUGAAGAACCGAGAUAUUGGGUCACCCACUCAGGUAAACGUAGAGCAGCCUAACAAGAACAAGAAUCCCAAUAUAACAUGGCUGUGUGAAGAAGAACCCUUCAAUGACGUGACCACUCCAUCCUAUAAGAAACCUCUGUAUGGCAUCUCACACAAAAUUACAGAGAAGAAGAGCACACCAGGGGCAGAGCAGUUUUCUUCUUAUGAGCUGUUUGAAAAGGUCAAUCCAAGCAGCCCCUCCCAUCUGCGGAAUUUGAGUGAUCAACGCAAAAGGGAUUCUGCUGCUACCAUCGCUGUUACAGCUUCCACCGCAGAUUCUGAUCCAAACAUAUAUUCUUUGAUACAGAAAAUGUUUUACACCCUCAACACCCUAAAUUCCAAUAUGUCUCAGCUUCACAGCAAGGUUGACCUGUUGUCUCUUGAGGUCAGCAGAAUUAAAAAGCAUGUCAGCCCAACAGAGUCUGUAGCAGAGUUCAGGCCUCCCCCAGAGUACCAGCUAACCGCUGCAGAACUCAAACAGAUCAUGGAUCAGAGCACAUCAGGUGGAGAUUUGGCUUGCCGGUUACUAGUUCAGCUUUUCCCAGAGCUCUUCAGCGAUGAUGAGUUCAACAGGAGCUGCAGCACAUGUGGCUUCCUUAACAAAAAGAAGCUUGAAUCGCUUCAUCUGCAGCUUAUCCGAAACUAUGUGGAAGUUUGUUAUCCUUCUGUGAAGAAUAAUGCUGUGUGGCAGGUGGAGUGUUUGCCCCAAGUUAAUGACUUUUUCAGUAGGUUUUGGGCACAAAGAGAAAUGGAAAAUAGUCAGCAAAGUGUGCAGUCAUCCAGUUUUUAUGAGUCUGAACAGGUAGAGUCUUCUCAUUUCAUUGAGGAUAAAGAGCAGGAGGAAGCUUUGUCCCUGGACAGGGAUAAUGCCACCACCUCAGAUUAUGUUCUAGAUGCUCAGGAUCUCAAUGAAUUUUUAGAUGAAGCUUCAUCCCCUGGGGAAUUUUCUGUGUUUUUGUUACACAGAUUGUUUCCUGAGCUCUUCGACCACAGGAACCUGGCUGAAAGAUAUAACUGCUAUGGAGAUUCUGGGAAGCAAGAGCUGGAUCCUCAUCGACUUCAGAUAAUUCGAAGAUACACAGAAAUUUACUUUCCUGAUGUGCAGGAAGAGGAGGCGUGGUUGCAGCAGUGUGCACAGCGAAUAAAUGAUGAACUUGAAAGUAUGUAUAUGGAUGGGAGUGAGUGUGACCAGAUGAGAGACGACUGCUAUGAUUCUUCUAGUUUGCCUGAUGAUGUAUCUAUCAUAAAAGUGGAAGACAGCUUUGAAUAUGAAAGGCCAGGAAGAAGGUCAAAAAAGAUUUGGCUUGUGCCCAUAGACUUUGAUAAACUUGACAUUCCCCCUCCCGAUUUUGAUGUUCCUAUCCCGGAUUACCUGUUGAACAAGGAACAAAUUAAAAAUAUAUAUGAAAGCAGUCUGUCCAUAGGAAACUUUGCAUCUCGAUUGCUUGUUCACUUAUUCCCUGAACUGUUUACUCAUGAAAAUCUAAGGAAGCAAUACAACUGUAGCGGAUCACUAGGCAAGAAACAACUUGAUCCAACCAGGAUUAAAUUAAUUCGACACUAUGUGCAAAUAUUGUACCCAAGAGCAAAGAACGAUAGAGUAUGGACAUUGGAAUUUGUUGGGAAGCUUGAUGAGAGAUGUCGACGCAGGGAUACCGAACAGAGGCGCACAUACCAACAGCAGCGGAAAGUUCAUGUUCCAGGGCCUGAGAGGAGAGAAUUUCUUACCUAUGCAAUAAACCCAGAAAGAUUCAGAGAAGAGUUUGAAGGGCCACCACUGCCGCCAGAAAGAAGCAGCAAAGAUUUUUGCAAGAUACCACUUGACGAACUUGUCGUUCCUUCUCCAGACUUCCCUGUGCCUUCUCUGUACAUGCUAUCUGAUAAAGAGGUAAGAGAGAUAGUACAGCAGAGCCUUUCUGUGGGAAACUUUGCUGCCAGGCUUCUAGUAAGACUCUUUCCAGAGCUCUUUACUCCAGAGAAUCUCAGACUGCAAUAUAACCAUUCAGGUGCUUGUAACAAGAAGCAACUUGAUCCCACCAGACUCAGAUUGAUCCGUCAUUAUGUUGAAGCAGUUUACCCCGUGGAGAAAAUGGAAGAAGUGUGGCAUUAUGAAUGUAUACCGAGCAUUGAUGAAAGAUGCCGGCGUCCCAACAGGAAAAAGUGUGAUAUACUGAAAAAAGCCAAGAAAGCAAAAAAGUGA